AUGCUCACCGUCCUGCCCCUCAUUCUCCUGGCACCCUGUCAAAACAUAGAAACUUGCUUUGAAGGCGGCUUGUUCGACGCCGUCGGCGGCGUGGGAUUCGGCAUCACUCAGCAGAUUUUUAUUUCCGGUCUCACUAUUUUGCGAAACCGUGGUAUAUGGCUUUCUCUCCCAGAAACAAUCAGCGCUAUUCCAACGCCGUAUUUGGGCACAAUCGUUGCACAGGGUUUCCUAGACCACUCAACCUGGCGAUGGGGCUACGGCAUGUGGGCCAUUAUGGUACCGGUCGUCGCACUCCCGCUACUUUUGACUUUGUUUGUUCGCAAACGCAAGGAUAAAGGUCGAUUAGAAAGUAGGGCGCGUCCCAGAAUCUUACAAGACAUCCAGUCCAGCGCCUCUGUUUGGGUCAAUAGCUAUAAAAUCGUUUGGGUGGAGCUUGAUAUUCUCGGAUGUCUCCUUCUGAUUGGUGGUUUAUCACUGAUCUUGAUUCCUAUGUCCCUGACUGGAUCGCAAAAUAGCACUUCGUGGGGCAUGGGAAGCUUCAUUAGAAUGGUCGUGGUUGGAGUUGUGCUAUUUCUGCUCUUCUUCGUCUGGAACUCCUUUCCGGCGUGUCAGACACAGGACCGUCGCAGCUGCUUGCGGGAUUUUAUGCAUUACUCCUUGUCUUCUGUAUUUAUUCCCAGCUACCUGAAAGUUGCAGGUGGUUUCUCUACUGGACAUGCGACUAGAAUUGAGUUGGUACCUUACGUUCGUAUUGGUUUUCUCCAAACUGUCCAGUUUAACUAUCCUUUAUUUUUCAGCAACUCCUUGGGCGUAUCUUUCCAGAUCUCAUCUAUGGUUGAUGCUCUUCUAACGAACUAUUUCAAAAGGGCAAAACCAUGGGUCUUGGCUGGUGUUCCGCUUUGUGUACCGGGACAGGGCCUUCAAAUCUACCUCGUCAAUAUGCGUGGAGCUGGCGUCGCAAAUGAGGCAUCUUUCAUCGCCGCAAAGACGCUAGUCGGAGUUUGCAGAGGGCUCUAUCAGACUGCAGUCCAGGUUUGCAUCCAGGCGGUGGUUGACCGGGAUGGCAUCGCUGUCGGUGUAGGAAUGGUUUUUGCGAGCAUGAAUCUUGGUGGUGGUAUUGGAACAAGGUACAUAACUUUCCAACCGUGA
Molecule: messenger RNA, 1149 nt
Organism: Colletotrichum gloeosporioides
Lineage: Eukaryota; Fungi; Ascomycota; Sordariomycetes; Glomerellales; Glomerellaceae
Product: Siderophore iron transporter mirA
Exons: 3
Coding region: 1-1149 (382 amino acids)
Biological process (GO): siderophore transmembrane transport
Molecular function (GO): siderophore-iron transmembrane transporter activity
Source: RefSeq, a predicted model, not a curated record